Gongylonema pulchrum is the source of this 207-nucleotide messenger RNA. Lineage: Eukaryota; Metazoa; Nematoda; Chromadorea; Rhabditida; Gongylonematidae. The record is from the annotation of a GenBank genome assembly.
AGUCGAAUAAGCAAUUUGCUGAGUUUGCUACACAGUGAGGCAGAAACGCUGAAAGCAGUCGAUAAGGCAUCACUGAAAUUAACGGAAAAUGAUAUUACGCAGAUCAAGAAAUAUCUGUCGCGGACUCAAGAAGCGCUCGAAGCAGUGGUGGAUGUGGUGCAUCAAAACGCCGAUGAUCUCAGUGUGAUUGAAACUCAUCUCAAGUGA